AUGAGACUAUGUCCAAUAUGCGGACCAAAGCUUUCAGCUUUUUGCAUGGUAAUGUCAGUUUGGGGUGUUUUUUUCCUUGGUCUGCUUGGUGUUUUUUUCUACGUUCAAGCAGUAAAUUUAUUCCCUGAUCUUCAUUUUGAACAGGAUGAAACAGGGGCUUUGCCAUUAACAACUGCCGUAAUUGAAGAUAAAUAUGCGGAAAAGGCGACGCAGUGCUGGGUAGCUGCUGGUAUGUAUCUUGUCACAUUGAUUAUUGUUUUCUGGCAGAACAAAUUCAAUUCGACAACAAUAUUUUGA
Molecule: messenger RNA, 297 nt
Organism: Brugia malayi
Lineage: Eukaryota; Metazoa; Nematoda; Chromadorea; Rhabditida; Onchocercidae
Product: GM16138p, putative
Exons: 3
Coding region: 1-297 (98 amino acids)
Molecular function (GO): RNA endonuclease activity
Source: RefSeq, a predicted model, not a curated record